GCACUCCAGCACUCGCUGGACUGGACUACUGGAGUCUCUAAUAAGUGGAAGGAAGCCUCUCGCUCGCCCGGUUGUCGGUCACUGGCCAAGUAGCUCAACUUCCCCAAGCUUCGUAGCUAAUCCAAUAAAAUCUCUCUCUGCCAUUUUUGGCCUUCCCGUUGAGGCGUUGAUCCCCCGAGGGUGGGUUAAAGGAGUUUUUAAUUAAAAACAAUCUGGGUUAUCCUUCAUAAUUUGGGUCGUGCUUUCGCUCUUCCGCGGCGAUUCUACUUUGGCGAGUCACUUGGGAGCAGUUGACCAGUGACUUUGGCGGUGGUCGUUGGCUGAAAUUCAAGACGAGGUCUGAAUAUUUGCUAAUGAACUGCCUUCUCUGCAAUUCCUACGGCUUUCUCAUUUUUUUGGUAGAAUUCUUUAUCUUCUGGACGCAGUGACUUCAAAUAUGUCACAAUCAGGGUACAAUUUAAAUGAUCUGGUUAGAGAAGCUCAAUCUCGCUGGUUGAAGCCUGCUGAAGUACUCUUCAUACUACAAAAUCAUGAGAACCAAAUGAUCACUAAUCAGCCUCCUCAAAAACCAGGAAGUGGAUCACUGUUCCUUUUCAACAAGAGGGUCCUUAGGUUUUUCCGUAAGGAUGGGCAUAGUUGGCGGAGGAAGAGAGAUGGGAGAACUGUUGGUGAAGCACAUGAACGGCUUAAGGUUGGAAAUGUGGAAGCUUUAAAUUGCUAUUACGCACACGGGGAGCAGAACCCUAAUUUUCAGAGGCGUAGCUAUUGGAUGUUGAACCCGGCCUAUGAACACAUUGUUCUCGUUCACUACAGAGAUAUAAGUGAGCUGCAGGCAAGGAACAAUGCAGGAACCAUAUCACAAUUUUCUCCAAUAUCCUCCUCUACCUUCAGUCAGAGCCCGAUCUCAGGCAACACUCAGCAGCUAGGCUCUUCUCCUCUCCUCGGAGAAUCUUAUGAGCAAAUUCACAAUUUAUCUAGUCCUGGAUCUGUUGAAUUUAGCUCUAGUGUUGUCAUCAAGAGUAAUGGAAUGAAUUACUCACAGGAUAUAGAGAGAACAGAGGAGGUUACUAGUUCAUCGAGCCAUGACAUCAGUCAAGCAUUGAGAAGGCUUGAGGAGCAGUUAAGUUUAAAUGAUGACAGGCUGGAAGAAAUUGGUAGUUGUUACACACAGAAUGAGAACUCACACGAUUCAGAAAAGUCCACACAGGGUCAAACUCCAUCUGUUCCAGGACAAGGUUAUGAGAUUGAACACCAACAGCAAUCGUUGGGACAUGAGGGCUGGACAGAGAUGCUAGAUGGCUGCAAUAGUUCAGAAGAUGUUUUGGCACAAGUGAGACAUGUAGACAAAUUUGACAGAAAUGGUGUGCUUCUUGAUGAAUGGACUAAAGAGCUGGUGGCUGAGCAAGAUGGUUAUACUUGGUUAGAUUAUGGAGGAACAAAUGCUCAAGAUGUUUCUUUACCAGUUGCCAAGGAAGUCCAAAAUCUGGCAUAUCCUGCUUAUUCAGCUGCAGUAAAGACCUACAUGACCAACCCGGACAAUUAUACAACACUAUUUGACCACAAUCAGAUUGGAAUCUCCCUUGAAGAGGAUUUGGGUUUAACUAUAGCCCAAAAGCAGAAAUUUACUAUUCAAGAGAUAUCUCCAGAAUGGGCUUAUGCCUCGGAAACAACAAAGGUUUUCAUAAUUGGAUCAUUUCUCUGUGAUCCAUUGGAUGCUGCAUGGACUUGCAUGUUUGGUGACAUUGAAGUUCCAGUUCAGAUCAUUCAGGAAGGGGUCAUUUGUUGCCAUGCUCCUCAUCACUCGCCUGGAAAAGUCACAAUUUGUGUCACUUCCGGUAAUAGAGAGUCCUGCAGCGAAGUCAGGGAAUUCGAAUAUCGUGUUAAACCAACCGUUUGUAGUCAUUGCAGUCAGCCACAGAGAGAAGCUAGUAGAAGUCCUGAAGAAAUGUUGUUACUUGUCAGAUUUGUACAGUUGCUUCUAUCCAAUCCUUCAAUGCAAAAAGGAGAUACUUCUGAAUCAGGAGUUGAUUUAUUGGGCAAAUCCAGAGCAGAUGAGGACUCAUGGGGUCAAGUCAUAGAAGCUCUUUUGGCGGGCACUUCUACACUAUCUAUCACAACAGACUGGCUCCUAGAAGAACUUGUGAAAGACAAGUUGCAAAAUUGGCUUUCUUCAAAAUCACAAGAUGAUAACAUGCCAUGCUGUUCCUUAUCAAAGAAAGAACAAGGGGUAAUACACAUAAUUUCUGGUUUAGGAUUUGAGUGGGCCCUGCACCCAUUUCUCAAGUCUGGAGUCAAUGUUAACUUUCGUGACAUAAAUGGUUGGACUGCCCUUCAUUGGGCUGCGCGUUUUGGAAGGGAAAAAAUGGUUGCUGCACUGAUAGCAGCUGGUGCAUCUGCUGGAGCGGUUACUGAUCCCAAUUCUAAGGACCCAACUGGGAAAACUGCUGCAUCUGUUGCUGCCACUUGGGGCCACAAGGGUCUUGCUGGUUAUCUUUCAGAAGUGGCACUAACUAGUCAUCUCUUUUCCCUUACCCUGGAAGAGAGUGAGCUAUCAAAAGGAUCUGCUGAUGUAGAAGCAGAAAGAACUUUGAUUAACAUUCCCAAGACAAGUCCCACUACAAACGAGGACCAGCUUUCUCUGAAGGAUAGCUUAGCUGCUGCGCGGAAUGCUGCACAGGCUGCUGCACGCAUACAGUCUGCAUUCCGUGCACAUUCUUUCAGGAGGAGGCAGCAGAAAGAAUUUGAUAUUUCUGCUGCUUCAAGCACAUCUAGAGACGAGUAUGGAAUCCUUUUAUCUGACAUACCAGAGCUUUCGGCUGCUUCAAAGUUUGCCUUCCGCAAUUCGAGGGAUUACAACUCAGCUGCUUUAUCGAUACAGAAGAAAUAUCGUGGUUGGAAAGGUCGCAAGGAUUUUCUUGCAUUUCGUCAGAAAGUAGUGAAAAUACAGGCUCAUGUGCGAGGCUAUCAGGUCAGAAAGAAUUAUAGGGUAUGCUGGGCCGUGGGUAUUCUGGAGAAGGUAGUUCUUAGGUGGCGUAGACGUGGAGUUGGUUUGCGUGGGUUCCGCCUUGAGACAGAUGCUAUCGAUGAAAGUGAGGAUGAAGACAUUCUAAGGGUCUUCCGUAAGCAGAAGGUUGAUGCAACUAUUGAUGAAGCUGUGUCAAGGGUAUUGUCAAUGGUUGAGUCUCCAGGAGCGCGCCAGCAGUAUCGCCGCAUUCUGGAGAAAUAUCGUCAAGCUAAGGCUGAGCUUGAUGGUGCCGAGAGGGAAAUAUCCUCGACUUCAUAUGACGUAUCUAGCAUGGAAAAUGAUGACAUUUACCAAUUUGUGUAGAUGCGAUGGAUAACUUGGCUUUUAUUCUAGACUCUGUAUGUGGGGAUAGAUGUAAAUUGAAGUUCAGGUAGCUUAAUUUGGUUAUUGUUUAGGGUUAGCUAGUUUGAUUGGUUAUAUUGCUGAGAUUGGCAUUUUGUAAAUGCGCUGUGCAGUUUGAUGUAAAUGUCAAUGGUAGGGCUGUUACGUUUAAGAGAAAUUUGCGAUAAAUUUACCUUUUUAUGGUACAUGACCAUGUGUGUAUGAUUACACGAUGUUUGCUCCUGUAAAAGUGAAGACGUCCUCGCGUUGUUUUA
Coffea arabica (coffee) is the source of this 3621-nucleotide messenger RNA. RefSeq names its product calmodulin-binding transcription activator 4-like. Gene Ontology annotation, cellular component: nucleus. The record is from RefSeq and is a predicted model, not a curated record. Gene Ontology annotation, molecular function: transcription coregulator activity; protein binding; double-stranded DNA binding. NCBI's taxonomy places the organism in Eukaryota, Viridiplantae, Streptophyta, Magnoliopsida, Gentianales, Rubiaceae. Gene Ontology annotation, biological process: regulation of transcription by RNA polymerase II.